Molecule: messenger RNA, 1520 nt
Organism: Paramecium octaurelia
Lineage: Eukaryota; Ciliophora; Oligohymenophorea; Peniculida; Parameciidae
Source: the annotation of a GenBank genome assembly
AUGUAAUUUAUUCUCUUUUUUGUCUGUAUUGUUACAUUAGUCGAUUGUGAAAUGAAGGUUCUAAGACCCCCUGAAUUGGUGGAUCGUUUAGGGUCUAAAGUAUAAAAUGCAUUACCUAAUUUUGGGUUUGAGCUCAUUUAUAUCAUAUAUUAGCGUAAUUCCAUUUGGACAUCGACUAAUGGGAUAUGUUGAUAUGGCUGAACCUAAUGAUGGAUGCAGUGCUCUCCAAUCGGCUUAUAGCAGCCAAUUUAUUAUGAUGGGGAGAGGAAAUUGUUCAUUAGUCACUAAAGUCUUAAAUGCCGAGAAAGCUGGGUACUCAUUAGCCAUAAUUGGCAAUAAUAAUGAAAGUCCAUUGGAAUCUGAUUUGGUUAUGGAAGAUGAUGGUCAGGGAUACUUAGUAUAACUUUGAUUCUAUAAAAUAGGUGAAUAUUCCAUCAAUAAUAAUUUCAUAAAGGGAUUUUUUUAUUAUGAAGGAUUACGUUAAAAGACUUGGAGUGCUUGAAGUUUCUGAUGAGAAGGUCUUUACCUUAGUGAAAUUCGAUGUCUAAAAAACAUCACGAGUACUUGUAACAUUGAGUUUGGACGUAAGUGAUAGGGAUUCAUACAGAGUAGUCGAUGAGUUCUCUUAAUAUUACGAUCUCUUAAAAAAUGAGGAAGUUGGUUAUAAGAUUGGUUAUAAAAUCUUUGAUGGCAAUAGCUUUGGCAAAGAUUUAGAUUACUAAAUUGAUUCAGACAAUUGCAUAUGUUCAAGAAGGUAUUGUGCAAUUGAUCCAGAUGGGGAAGGAGUAGCAUCAGGAAGAAACAUAGUUGAGGAAGUUCUUAGAUAAAGCUGUAUCUUUGAGAAUGAUGGAAAAGAAUACUUUCUAUACAUGGUAACUUUUCUAUUCUAAUUUUAGAAUGCAUUUAAUUUUAAAUGCACCAAAGCUCAGGCCUAUAAUAUAUGUGGAAAUAAGAUAAUAAACACUCUAAAAUUGUCUGCAGAUAAAAUUAAUAAUUGCAUAGAGACGUCCUUUUUGGAUAUUUCUAAUCAUCAUGUUACAAAGAAUUAUACGAUUGCUUAUAAUUUUAUUUUGGAUUAAUAGUUACAUUCAGCUGAUUUUGCUGGGAUGGUUGGCGUACCAUCAGUGGCUGUGAAUUCAGUGGUUUACAAGGGAUAAUUGACAGGCAAGGGAAUUUUUGGUGAAAUUUGCAACAGUAAUAGUUUACAAUUCAUUAAGAGGUUUUAUUACUCCGCCUUCGGUUUGCAGAUCUGAAGUGGAGAACUACUAACAAUUCGAAUCCGAGGGUUAACAUUAUCUAUUUUGGGUGAUGCUGUUUGUUUCUAUUCUGAUCGCAAUUUUUAUUAUCGUGUUGUACUUGUUGUUCAAGAAGUUCGUGCUUAGAGAUAGUGUCGAGGUUACUCAAGUUUAGGUUAAUGAGAUGGUCAGUCAGUACAUUAAAUUUAAUGAGGGGAAAAGUUAGCAAAGGCAAAGUUCUUUCUGAGAUAUUGAUGUAAUUAUAUUUAUUAAAUGAAAUGGAAC